UUUAAUUAUUAUCAAAAAAUAUAUUUUAUAACAUUUAAUUUUAGUAACGUUAGUUAUUUCUUAAAUUGUAACUUUUUGUACGUAAUAAUUUCAUAGACAAUGGAUAUUUAUUGAAUUUAAAAUUUUCGUAAGGAGGUUAAACAUCUAAUUUAGAAUUAAUAUACUCAACAAUGUGAAUAAAACAAUAAAAACCAUUGUUAUCUUUACAACGUAUUAAAUACGAAUUAAUGAAUCGUGAAACAAAAACUGAAGGCAGAUAGAUACUUAUUCCACUCAUGUUGAUAACAAACGAAGUUACCGAGACCUUGUCCGUUUUGCAUCAUAAUCUGAUCACAUAACAAGUACAAUAACAUUAAGUUUCCACAAUGCAUCAGAAUAAAUAAUUAUCGAUUUUAUUACAGUUUGCAAUCAUUGUUCCCAAUUAUGUUUUGAAUUAGAAUGCAUGCUGUAAGACUAGCGUGCUCCCGUUGCGUGCGGCCCGCCCAAACACUGACCGACUCGCGUGACUAUACGCAUAACAUUAAUAGAGCUAACCUCUUUCCAUAAUAUCCCUGUGAUUAGCGCGUGUGAUACACUCGCUCCAGCGUCGCGUAGUCUGGCAAUGUCAUCUCGUAUCGUUUCCGAAUGCUUCGCCUUUUACUCGCGCAUCCCCCCGACAUUAUAAAAGAGUGGCGUCUGCGCCGCGCGCCCGCAGUCUACAUCGCGACUCCGAGCGAGCACCGCGCUCCUGUAAUGCAAUAGUGUGUCUCACAUCACGCCGACAUGGAGGGGACCCCUCCCAGCCACGGACUGCCCGAGCCCGACGAGGGCAUCGCCCACGACCGCCGCCCAUCCACCGACGACCACGCCGACCUGUCCGACUCCGCCUCGGACACGGGCUCCGGCGGCGGCAAGGACUCCGGCUGCGAAGUCACCGCCGAACAGCAGGAGCCGCCCUACACGCCGCCCGACGACGAGCUCGCGCACAGGAUCGUCUCGCAGGUCGAGUUCUACUUCUCCGACGCCAACAUCACCAAGGACGCCUUCCUUCUGAAGCACGUCAGGAGGAACAAGGAAGGGUACGUGUCCCUUAAACUGAUCUCCAGCUUCAAGCGAGUCAAGCACCUCACUAAGGACUGGAGAGUGGUCGCCGAAGCACUCAAGCGGUCUACAAAGUUAGAAAUUAAUGAAUUGGGAACAAAACUACGCAGGAUAGACCCGCUUCCGGCGUACGAUGAAACUACACCGUCUAGGACUGUGGUGGCCGUGCGGAUGCCCAUCGAGCGUCCCUCCGUAGAGAAUGUGUCGCGGCUGUUCGCGAGCUGCGGCGAGAUAGCGCUCGUGAGGGUGCUGCGCCCCGGCAAUCCGGUGCCUGCGGACGUUCGUCAGUUCCUCAACAAGAACCCUAGUUUGGUUAAUUGUGUGUGUGCGUUAGUUGAGUUCACUGAAUCUGAAUCAGCGAGAGAAGCGCUGCGCCUUCAGAACCCUGAGGACGACGGCAUGAGAGUGUAUGAGUUGAACGGUGUCCCUAGAGAGCCCAAGAGGAAGGCCCCAGCGCGCCGGCCGCCGCCGCGCCGCCACGAGUGCGAGUACUCGUCGUGCUGCAGCGGCUCCGAGGCGGAGUACGACUACCGCUACGGGACUCCGUACUACCGGCGGAACUCGAGCGGGUUCUUCGCGCCGCGCUCGCCGGAGAUCCAGACGUGGGUGCCGCGGCGGCCGUCCACGUGCAGCCACAGCUCGGACUCGGGCGUGUCGUUCUACUGCAGCUCGCGGCGCCUGUCGCAGGCCAGCUCGGGCAGCGCCAGCAGCGGCGAGGGCUGGCUGGCGCGGCGCCUGUCGGGCUGCUCGCUGGCGGGCGCGGACUGCGGCGGCGGCCGGCGCCUGUCGUGCGCGCCGCGCCUGGAGCCGCGCGCGCCGCUGGUCCCCGACGGCACGCGCGGCUUCCACGCCGCCGCCCGCCAGCGCCGCAUCUCGGACCUCGCGCUCUACUCGCGCUAGAAAGCGCGCGCCAACCGUGACACCUUUCUAAUCACGUUGGAUAACCGCCUUUCACGUUCUGGCCGCUGGUUUUUUUAAUCUAUUUCGCACGAGGAAGCAUCGCGUGUGUUCCGCGAAGUUUUCCUCGCGUUACAAACUGAGUUACCUUCUCGAACGAUGUGAUCAUAAGCUCAUUUAGUUUUAAGAAACGGAACGCUGUGUUUAGUUUCGUAAAUCACUUAAACAUGUAAUUUAUUUAGUACAUUGUAUUUAUGAUUCGCGUAAUUUAUUGCGUAUGCGCGCGCGUCGCGGUCGAGUUUUCAUUUCGAGUUAUGUCAGAGUUGUGGGCACAAACCGAUCACGCAAAAUCGACAUUCAUGCGAUUGUAGACUCUGUGUAAGAGAGCUGCUCGCGCAGUGAGAUGUGGGCCGGCUGCGUGCCGCGCGGGAGAGCGAUCUCGCCGUGAAAGGGGACCGCGGGCAACACUCCAUCAGCUGUUGCUGGCGCGCUGAGUAACAGAGCGCGUGCUGCUGUACUAUGUGUUACGUAACAGAUUGCGCACAUUCUCAGCUUCCUGUGAGAGCCACAGCCUCUGUUACUCCUCACAUCUAGCAAGAGAGCCGCGACGCGUAUGGCUAACAAUUUUUCAACAUUUUUGUACAUUUAAGUCAUUUUUUAACUUAAGUCAGUCGCCAUUUCAUGUUAACUGUCGUUGUAAGUCUCGUCGUUGUAAGAUACAUUGUGAUGAAUAUGUAGAUAUCGGGUUGCGCAACCCUCACUUUCUUGUGCGGUUUUUUUUAAUUUAUUUUUUUAUCGAGCAGAGGAACGUUGCAUGCGUGUAACGGCACAACUAUUUCGCUUUUUAUUAUUAGUAGCGCUGUGGCUUUUCUAUUGAACGUUCGUGCCGUAUAAUAAUUAAACUAGAUCUAAUUGCUGGUGCGCCGUUCAAUACAAAAGUCACACAACCUCUGUAUAUUGUAAUGAAACUUGAGAUGAUUUUAUUUUAAUGAUAAUUAUAAGAUUUUUGGAGAAA
Molecule: messenger RNA, 2992 nt
Organism: Trichoplusia ni (cabbage looper)
Lineage: Eukaryota; Metazoa; Arthropoda; Insecta; Lepidoptera; Noctuidae
Gene: Achl
Product: la-related protein 6
Exons: 1
Coding region: 763-1980 (405 amino acids)
Biological process (GO): RNA processing
Cellular component (GO): nucleus
Molecular function (GO): mRNA binding
Source: RefSeq, a predicted model, not a curated record